Drosophila willistoni is the source of this 1963-nucleotide messenger RNA. Its product is annotated as segmentation polarity homeobox protein engrailed. Bases 138 to 1913 code for a protein of 591 amino acids. Gene Ontology annotation, biological process: neuron differentiation; multicellular organism development; regulation of transcription by RNA polymerase II. Lineage: Eukaryota; Metazoa; Arthropoda; Insecta; Diptera; Drosophilidae. Gene Ontology annotation, cellular component: nucleus. The record is from RefSeq and is a predicted model, not a curated record. The transcript has 3 exons. Gene Ontology annotation, molecular function: RNA polymerase II cis-regulatory region sequence-specific DNA binding; DNA-binding transcription factor activity, RNA polymerase II-specific.
CAAAUCAAAGCAAAUCAAAUCAAUCAAAGCAAAGAGUAAAGUGAAAUUGAAGUGAACUUGAGAUUCGGUGCCGGUGCCGCAAGAACAAAACAACAACCAACCAACAAGUGCAAUCAAAGUGCAGUCAACAUAACCAAAUGGCCCUUGAGGAUCGCUGCAGUCCACAAACAGCGCCCAGUCCACCAGGUUGUCUACCGCAAUCACCGCAACAUUACAACUCGCAGUCCUCGACAGCCUUACCCAUAACAACAACAACAACGACAACAACUAGCCACGCUUUGGACAUGAGUCUCCAAUCGCAACAGAGCCCACCAGUGGCCACCUUGUACCAGCAGCAACAGCUCCAGCAUUUGCAUCAAUUGCAGCAGCUUCAGCAAUUGCAUCAGCAGCAAUUGGCAGCCCAUGGCGGAGUCGGUGUGGGAGUAUUCCACCAUCCGGCUGCUGCCUUCGAUGCCGCUGCAGUGGCUGCCGCCCAUGCAGCUGCCCUGCAGCAACGUCUGGCGGCCAGUGGAUCACCUGCCUCUUGCUCUACACCUGCCUCAUCCACACCACUCACCAUCAAGGAGGAGGAGAAUGACUCCAUCAUGGGUGACAAUAGUUUUCACAAUCAAACAAAUACCACCACGGGCACUGCAACCGAGGAUGAGGAGGAUGAUGACAUCGAUGUGGAUGACACUUCGGCAGGUCGUCUGCCCCCGCCAGCCCAUCAACAGUCAUCCAUGGGCAAGCCUUCGUUGGCCUUCUCGAUCUCCAAUAUCUUGAGCGAUCGCUUUGGCGAUGCCUCGACCAAGCAAACGAAACCAGGAACAAACCCCUUGGAAGCUGCCGCCGCUGCGGCCAGCAUUUUCCGACCCUUUGAGGCUAGUCGUGCUGCUGCCGCCACACCCUCCGCCUUUACGAGAGUGGAUCUCUUGGAGUUUAGCCGCCAGCAGCAAGCAGCCGCCGCAGCAGCCACAGCCGCCAUGAUGAUCGAGCGUGCCAACUUCCUGAAUUGCUUUAAUCCGGCUGCCUAUCCCAGGAUUCAUGAGGAGAUUGUCCAGAGCCGUUUGCGUCGGACUGCCAACACUGUGCUGCCUCCUGCCACUUCUGCCUCCUCGUCGAAAAUGACAGAGCCGAGUCAAGAGAAAUCCGCUCUGGGAUCACUCUGCAAGACAGUCUCCCAGAUUGGCCAGCCCACACCCAGCUCGAGCACAGUCACAACCAUUGCGACACCUCAAUUGAGCAGUUCGAGCAGCUUGGCCAACAAUCUGGCUAGUCCGCCACCCGCCUCAAAUGCCUCUACAAUCAGUACCACCUCAUCCACGGCCACUAGCUCCUCGUCGGGUUGCUCGUCGGCCACAAGUUCAUUGAACUCCUCGCCCAGCAGUCGUUUGGCCGCCGCCAAUAAUGCCAGCAGCCCCCAACCGCAACCCAUUCCGCCACCAUCGGCUGUGAGUCGGGAUUCGGGCAUGGAAUCCUCCGAUGAUACACGCUCCGAAACGGGAUCCACCACAACAGAUGGCGGCAAGAAUGAAAUGUGGCCAGCGUGGGUCUAUUGCACCCGCUACAGUGAUCGCCCCAGUUCAGGACCCCGCUAUCGUCGCCCCAAACAGCCAAAGGACAAGACCAACGAUGAGAAGCGACCACGUACAGCCUUCUCCAGUGAGCAAUUGGCUCGUCUUAAGCGCGAAUUCAAUGAGAAUCGCUACCUCACCGAACGCCGUCGCCAGCAAUUGAGCUCCGAAUUGGGUCUAAAUGAGGCGCAAAUAAAAAUCUGGUUCCAGAAUAAGCGAGCCAAAAUCAAGAAAUCGAAUGGCUCGAAAAAUCCAUUGGCCCUGCAAUUGAUGGCCCAGGGUCUAUACAAUCAUACCACAGUUCCAUUGACCAAAGAAGAGGAGGAGCUUGAGAUGCGCAUGAAUGGCCAGAUACCCUAAGGAGAAUACCCCAUUUAGGGGUAACAUUGGGGCAUGUGCAAUAAAGUGUU